GAGGUGUUGGUGGUGACAAUCCAGAUCAAUCACAGUAUCGACGCGGUGAUUGAAGGGAAAGACCCUCCAUCUCCAUGUGUUGCUGAGGCCACAAGUUAUUCUUGUCGGCUUAGUUUGCCUUGGUCCCUACAUCUCGUGUGAGAGUGUGAGAGAGUGUGAGAGAGUGUAGUGUGCGUGUUUGUGUGUGUGUAGAGGGUGUGGCAGCGAACUGUUAGGGCUUGGUUGCGGAGACGCGCGGUAGGAGGCGAAAGGUCGUUGAGAGGGAAUUGUCCGGGCGAGACAAGAGUUUCCAGCCUCAAAGGAGUUCGGAGACAGACUUUGAGGAUUUUUCUUCUUGUUUUUUGGGUUUUUUUGUCUCGAAGGAUUCGGUCGGUAAUUUAGUAGUUAUGGAGGAUAUUUGUGAGAUAUGCGCUGAGCCUUUGGAAUGGUUGGCGUAUGGGCCAUGUGGGCACCGUGAUGCUUGUUACGAGUGCAAUUUGAAGGGGCGGUUGUUGAGUCAGACCAAGGAGUGUUUCUUUUGCAAACAGGAAUGCCCUAGUGUUUUUGUUACCAAGGCACUAGGGAAUUUCACUAAGGUGGUGACGUCAUUCAGCGAUUUGGAAGAUCAGCUCCGUCGGAAAGAAAACACUGACAAUGAACUUUAUUAUGAGGACAGCGUUCAAGCUUAUGUUGACAACGCGGAAGUCUAUGAGAAGAUCAAAGCUAUGUGCAGGCUUUCGUGUAGUAAAUGCGAAGCGAGGGAAUUGUCCGGGCCAGAUGAGUCAUUACCCAAGGGUGCCGUUAAAAAGGGCCAUGUGUUCAGGAGCAUCGAUUCGCUUCGAGAUCAUCUUUCCAAGGCGCACCAUCUGGAAAUGUGUAAUCUGUGCUUGAAUAACAGAAAGGAGUUAUUAACUAAGCAACGUCUAUUUACAAAAAGUCAGCUAAGACGGCACGAAGAGAGAGGUAACUCCGAAGCGGAUGGAACAGUAGAGGAGAGAGGGGGCUUCUCUGGUCACCCGAUGUGUGAGUUUUGUAAGAAGCGGUUUUACGACGAGAAUGACCUGUACCAUCACAUGUCCGUAGAGCAUUUCACUUGUCACCUGUGCCAACGGGCUAGGCCAGGUCGUUUUGAGUAUUAUAGUAGCUAUGAGGACCUCGAGAAACAUUUUCGGAAGAAGCAUGCGUUGUGUGAGCAUCCGGACUGUUUGACCAAGAAGUUUGUAGUGUUUGUAAGCGAUUCAGAAUUGAAGCGUCACACUGCUAUCGCACACGGAGAUAAUAUGACCCGUUCUCAACGAAAUGCUGUUCUUCAGGUUCCAGUUGCUCUCGAGUUUCGUAGGCAAGGACAUGAAGGUAGAGAUGGUGGUAGGAGUGGUGGCAGCCGCUAUGGAUAUGGGCGCGGUAGAGGGCGAAGAGAAAACGUUCAGACCGAGUCAAAUGGCAUAGACGCAGCUGAGCGAGCUAGCAUUGAUCAAUCAAUGUUGGAUGAGGCAUACCGGGAGUCGGCAGCAAUGACUGCAAGCGUUGGUGGAGGAGGAGGAGGAGGAGGAGGAGGAGGAGCAGCGGAAACUAGCACGGCCAGUGGAGAAACACGCGAAGGCCCGAACUCGUUUGCUGCACUUGAAAGUGAAGUAGUGGAAUCAGGGCCUCCACCUCCUUCACGAUAUGCCAGCGCAGUAUCAGGAAGCGGUCCUUCUACAUUAGCGGAAACUGCAUUUCCUCCUCUUCCCGGAGCUUCUGGAGGAAGUGGUACUGGAAAGCAUAAGCAGAGGAAGCAAAACGCUCCAGCAUCUAUGGCUUCCCUUUUGGGUGGUGGCGGAGGAAGAGGUGGAGCUGUGAGAGUUUUGAACACGUCAGGAUCAAGAGUGUCUGCUGGAUCCAGUUCUCGGCCUCCUGUUGGUAGCGGAGAGAGUAGAGUGGGAGGUUGGACCAGCAGUAUUACGCAUCCAUCCCCGGCUAACAGUGACCGGGUACCCGGAAGUUGGACAAGUGUUAGUCCUCAUCGGAAGUCUCAGGUCGGAGGGAGUAGCAACGUUCAAGGUACAUCUUUUCCAUCUUUGCCGCUUGCAACACCCUCGGCCCCUGCAAUACCUCCAGCUGCAGCUGCCGGUCGUAAUGCCGUAGAUCGGGUAAUUGGGAGCAGUAGAGGUAAGGAGGCAUCUGUUUCAGGACGUGAAUCACGUGGUGUAGACGUGGUGCACCAUCUAAGUAGGGACGAGUUACGCGCAGCCAACAAGGUGUUGAUCGAAAGCAUUCAAGUUGGACUACAGGGAAACGAACGAGCAUUCGCGGAUUUCAAGGACGUUUCAGCACGCUUCAGUAAAGGGGAGAUGAGCACCUUGGACUACUACGGACAUAUCAUACGGCUAGGUCUUUCUGACGUUGUGCCAGAAUUAGGAAGGCUUUGUCCAGAUCCCAUGAAAGGAAAGGAGUUAAUCCAGGCACAUGCAGCUCGCCUAGCUCUCGAGCAUGCAUUUCCUCCGGUUGCAGCCAGCAGUAACUCUGUGUCUCAGGUAGUCAAAAAUGGAGGGGCAGCGGGGAAAGGCAAGGCAGUACAAGAAGGCAGCUCACAAUCUAGACGAGCAUCUCCGCUGCCUAACGAGGAAGUAGAAGUGCUGUCCAAAGACGGUUAUCGCACUGGAAAGGGAAAAGCCAGAUUAGACGAUGGCAAUUCUAGCAACUCUGAGGCGUCAGAUGGGCCCAGCAAGAGCCGCGGAAAGCCGCAAGUGCUGGUAAAAGCAACGGGAGGUUUGUUGGAGCCGUCAGUUGGCUCUUCGGGUCAGUCCACCAGUUCCGUUCCAGAUAAACGGUGGACUUGUAGUGCGUGCACGUUGGAGAAUGCAGGAGAUUCUCCCGAGUGUGUUAUGUGUGGUUCUGAUGGCCCUUCUUGGGCUCUGGCUUCGAAGUCAGGGGCAGCAGGCGACAAGCGCAAGAAGAAGCUAUCAAAGUUUCAAAUACGCCUUGGUGAUGGUUCUGCUGCCGCCCUGCUGGACAGAGUGGCGAAUCCAAAUCCUUGGGGUGUUAUUGCUGAAAUUGGGAACCCAUCUGCUCCUGCUGCGACUGAAGUACGAGCUUUUGGGCGGGGAGCUUGGGCCAACGGUGGUGGUAAUCGAUUGGCGUCCAGCAUCAGAAAGGACUAGAUGUAUUGAUGGUUCUUUGGUAAGUAAGUUGUGGAUGAUUCUACUCUCUUUGCAUGUGGUCUCCAUUCGAUUGUUUUCAGGAGUUACCGAGAUUGCACUUUUUGGGUCCUUGACCAUAGGUGCAUACAUUUUGGACUUGAGCAUGGCUUCUUGGUACAAAUAUUUUGCAGCGGCCCCCGAAGUACACAUAGUUACAGGCUACUGAGUGUACCAUUGACUUGGGUUAUCAUUGUAAGUCGUCGAUUACGAUAGAGCUUUUAGGAUAUUUCGGUUCCUUAUAAUCAAGGAUAUUGAAAGCCGAUGUGAAGCAUUUCUGGUACUCUAAUAGUUGGCUGGGGCUUAUGAGGUUUUCGACGCUAGAAUUGUAUUUAAUUCAGUGAAUCAUCAGUUUCAAGAGUAGAAUUGCAUUCCCAGAAAUAAUUUAGCUCUUUGAACAGGAAAGGAAUAUUAAUAACUAGGAACAAAAGAAACCUGAAAGAUUUGCUCGAAAUUUAAAUUCUUGGAUGAUCGUACAAGAUUUUGUCGUCUCAUUAUUGUAUAAUUCAAAUUGUGAAUUGAUAUUUCUAUGAA
Messenger RNA from Physcomitrium patens, 3689 nucleotides. RefSeq lists its product as uncharacterized. Lineage: Eukaryota; Viridiplantae; Streptophyta; Bryopsida; Funariales; Funariaceae. The record is from RefSeq and is a predicted model, not a curated record. Gene Ontology annotation, molecular function: ubiquitin protein ligase activity; ribosome binding. Gene Ontology annotation, biological process: rescue of stalled cytosolic ribosome; protein ubiquitination.